Molecule: messenger RNA, 1920 nt
Organism: Cherax quadricarinatus
Lineage: Eukaryota; Metazoa; Arthropoda; Malacostraca; Decapoda; Parastacidae
Product: alpha-(1,3)-fucosyltransferase C-like
Cellular component (GO): membrane
Molecular function (GO): fucosyltransferase activity
Source: RefSeq, a predicted model, not a curated record
GCCUGCUGCAGUGCUCCUUAUGCUCUUCCUGAAUCACCCCCAUCGGGUAUCUGCUGGGAAGGAACUGUCAUUUGUGUGCUGGGAGGUGACUUAUCAUUUGUCUGCUGGGGGACUAUCAUUUGUCUGCUGAGGACUAUCAUUUGUCUGCUGGGGAACUAUAUGUCUGCUGAGAACUAGUUGAGGCGUUGGUAAGACGGCUGUGAGUCGUGUAUAUAGUUACCACUCCAGUCAAGCAGCGCUGCGUCACGAAGACGGACUCAGUCACCCACUGCUGCUUCAUAGAGACGGAACGACACUGCUGAUGUGUGACUCUGCCUCUCAGCUCAGCACCUUCGCCUCAGCACAUCGGCACACACUUCGUGUACCGGCAGCAGAGUUGUGUGUGCGGGGGCGAAGUAGAGGUGACCACAACAAUACUGCUUCUAACACCAACACCUCGUCAUGCUAAGAGACUGCAACAAAACCAAGCGGUUGUUCCUGUCAGUGUUGAUGAUCAGCUUCGUGACACUGGGCACCUACAUACUGUACACAAGCAGUGGACUAACCUGGGUCGUGCCAUCCACUGUUUCUUUCCGCAGGAGCACCCGGGUAACCCUCGCUGACACCAUCUUCAAACUCCUAAAGGUUGCUGACUCUCCAGUGAAGAUGAGCGUUGUAUCUAAGUCACUCAGAGCCGUCCCUCCACCCAUCUUACCUGGGGAUUCUAACUUGUCCUACGCUGAUGACAGAUCCUUGAAAAUCACUAAAAGGCCAGUUGACUUGUACAGAGAGAUUCCGGCAGAUAAAGACAAUAUUGACCCCAACAAUCCUCCGCUGAAGAAGAUUCUCUUCUGGAAUGACGCGUACAGCGGCAUGCACUACGGGUUUGGGUUUGGUCGGGAGCCCUUCCUGAGGGCCGGGUGUCGUGUCAACACCUGCAUGACCACCAGCAACCGGUCCAGGUUCCCCAUCAAGGAAAUUGACGCCCUCAUGUGGCAUUUCCGUUCUAAUGACAGAUCUCUGCCCAACACUAGGUCCCCACACACUCGUUAUGUGUUCUGGAUGAUGGAAUCCGCCUCGUACCUCUAUGGGAAUCUGGAGUUCUAUAAGAACGUCUUUAACUGGACCUUCACCUACAGACUCGACUCUGACUUUCCGAACCCGUAUGGGCAAGUAUUUCGUCGACAGAAGCCACUACCAGUCCAGCAGAGGAAUUACGCGGCCAAUAAAACUAAGUUGGUGGCCUGGUUCGUCUCGAACUGUAUGACACAGAGCGGCAGAGAAACUCUAGCAAAAAAUUUGAGGAAAUUUAUCGAGGUGGACCAGUACGGCGCGUGUGGACUGUUGAGAUGCGACAGACAGCACGAAGAAGUGUGUCUGGAGAUGCUGAACAAGAAGUACAAGUUCUAUCUGGCCUUCGAGAACUCCCUGUGUCGAGAUUAUGUAACUGAGAAGUUCUUCAACAAACUGAGUCUAGACGUGGUUCCUGUCGUGUACGGAGGUGCCAACUACUCACAGCAUGCGCCGCCACACUCCUAUAUUGACGCUCUCAGCUUCCCCACAGCCAAGGCGCUGGCAGACUACCUCAUCUACCUCAAUAAGAACGACACGGCUUACAAUGAGUACUUCAGAUGGAAGCGGUUUCACCAGUUAAUACAUGGGUGGGCUACAGUGUCUCGCCCCUUCUGCGACCUGUGUGAGCGACUCCACACAGAUACCUCCACCUCAGUAUAUGACUUGCAACGCUGGUUCGCUGAUGAGAGCCGCUGUAGGACCUUUGAAUCUAAAGAUAUAGCACCCUUCAUCAACGGGUUAGAGGCGUGACAAUACUGUAGGUCUACCAACCAACAAGUAUAAAAAAACUUUUAUAGAAAAAACAGGCAAAAAAUAAAACAUUAAAACAAAAAAAAAUUGUAUUUAUUGGCUUGUUUUAUUUUCCAC